AUGUUUUCGUCCAAAGUUCUUGUCAUUGGCUGCGGCAUCGCCGGUCCAGUGGUCGCCUGCCUUCUGAAGCAGAAGGGCUACGAACCCAUCAUCUUUGAAAGAUCCGAGGCGCCGGGCGACGUCGGUGCAUCCCUGAUGAUAUGCCCUAAUGGACUGAAGGUCCUUAAUCUCAUCGGCCCUAUACCCGACAUGCUCCUUCAAAACGGCCCGCCUAUCCUAGAGCUGUGCGACUGCAAGGCUUCGGGUGAAGUUCUCGGUCGCUCCGACAUCCCCGCGGAGUUUUCUAAGCGAUACGGGCAGCCGGCCGUUGGCGUCAAGCGGACGCUCAUUACGUCCUGGCUGCGGGGCCUGGCCAUUGAAAACGGUGUUGAGGUGAGACAAGGCUGGAAGCUGGAGCGGAUCCAAGAGACUGAGAAUUCCGUGACUGCUUUCUUCGAGGAUGGCAAUUCUGAGACUGGAGCUUUCCUGGUCGGGGCAGAUGGGCUAAAGGCGGCGACGAGGAGGUUGCUGUUGGCUCGCGGAGGUUUUCAAGAGACGCCGUCCUUUACCGGACUGACUCAGAUUUCAGGUAUCUCGCCCACGCCUGAGGCUUUUAGCAACAAUCCCGCGGCGAGGAACUGGUACGGGGAGCUGAGCCACGUCGUUUGUUACCCAAUCACUCACUGCAAAACGUCCUGGGGUUUGACUUUGCCCGAUAACCCCGAGGAGGAGGCCGCCUGGGGACUCUUCAGCGACGAGAGGAGAGCGGCCGAGAAGGAAAAAAUGGUCGGGAUGCUGCAGGCCAAGGGCUGGGACCCAGUCGUAUUGCAACUGGUGAACUCCGCAGAGCGCCUGAUCAAGUAUGGUAUCUAUGACCGUCCCGAGCUCGAGCCGAAGCAGUGGUACUCUGGUAGAUGCGUCAUGGUUGGCGAUGCGGUCCACCCGACAAGUGUUCAUCUCGGACAGGGCGCCAACCAGGCUUGCGAGGACUGCUACUAUCUCACGAAAGAGAUCCCCAACUUUGACGCAGCAAUAGGGCUCCCCACGCCAACACUUACUGAGGCUUUCAAGGCGUACGCGACGAAGCAGCAGCCGCACACCUCGAUCUUGGUCAAGGGCGCUAGAGCCGUCGGAUCCAUGCGUGUCUCGGCACCAGAAGUCUGCGCCCAACGUGACCAGACUGUCAGUCGAAGCAUGGCUGAUCGAACAGGUUUGCAGACCAAGUUCGACUUCACCUAUUCAAGGCCUUUUUGA
Molecule: messenger RNA, 1233 nt
Organism: Colletotrichum navitas
Lineage: Eukaryota; Fungi; Ascomycota; Sordariomycetes; Glomerellales; Glomerellaceae
Exons: 3
Coding region: 1-1233 (410 amino acids)
Molecular function (GO): FAD binding; monooxygenase activity
Source: RefSeq, a predicted model, not a curated record